AUGGGACCUUUGUGUGCCCCGGCCUGGACAUAUUACCCCUGUCCAGGCUUUGAGACACUCCACUAUCUGAUUACAAGGACACAACUGGCACUUCACAGCCACAGCCGCCCCACUGUCAAGGACAUCAGGAAGCAGGAGGAGCUGGUGUACAGUGUGAGAAAACGCUUGGAGGAGGCACUUAUGGCCGACAUGCUGCCCCAUGUGGAGGAGGCCGCCAACAGAGGAGAGACGCAGAAGGAGGAGGGAAACACCAGCGAGGGCAGCGAGAAUGUAUAG
Molecule: messenger RNA, 276 nt
Organism: Knipowitschia caucasica
Lineage: Eukaryota; Metazoa; Chordata; Actinopteri; Gobiiformes; Gobiidae
Source: the annotation of a GenBank genome assembly